Mesorhabditis belari is the source of this 915-nucleotide messenger RNA. NCBI's taxonomy places the organism in Eukaryota, Metazoa, Nematoda, Chromadorea, Rhabditida, Rhabditidae. The record is from the annotation of a GenBank genome assembly.
AUGACGUUGACACGUUCUUAUUCAUCGGAAUGGCGAAAAAAUCCCGAAGAAAUCAUCUCACACCACUACAAGCUCUAUGCUGGAAUCAGACCCGUAAUCGACACCUCGGCUCCAGUUUCGAUGUACAAUAGCCCUAAAAGUAUCCAUUACAUUCCAAAAAGAGCCUCGUCAGCUGAUCAGUACAAACGAGUUCAUCCAGUUUCGAUAAAAAGCACUCAUCGAGAGCUCUCCGAUUUUCUCGCGAACAACGGUCGUCUACCGAACUCUCUUCGUUUAAAUCUACCCACCGUUCGAAACCCAUACACGGCUCGAGUAAAGUCAAAGCUUUUGGAGUCAAAGGAUUAUCAGGCACCUCUGCAUCGAAAAGUCAAUCAAAUUGAGAAAGUCGUUGAAUUACCUGAAACGAUCCCGAAAAAACCCCCUCGACCACCAAGAAGAAGAUCCUCUGUAUUUCAGGAACAAAUGCUUGAGAAACAUCUUUUAUUCAAAGAUACAGUCUACAAUGAUAUUAUUACGAGAGGAGUUUAUACGGAUAGGAUUAUCGAAGAUGCUGUUGAUAUAGCCGCUGAACAGUUUGAAGAUGAGAUUACAGCGGUUGAAGUCGAGAUGCUCAGACUCGAGAUUUAUGACGAUUUCGGCGUUCAGCUGACCGUUGAUCAGAGUUCAACCAUUCGGAAAAGAUCUCUAUCCGCUCAAAAUCUCAACCGAAUGCACGUUGGAUUUGCUGAAGCGGCAGAAGUGGAAAGUCUCGAGGCAUCGAGUGCUCGAAGUUUAGCAUCAAAACUUGAUAAGCAAAAUCUUGGAAGUGAUGGGGACAGCCUUCCAUCGAUGCAGUCACAGAGUUCCUCAAAUUCCGAAAAAACUGAACAAGAAGAGCCGAAAGCAUCAAAAAGUACUUCCACUUCAUCUUCAAGG